Messenger RNA from Marchantia polymorpha subsp. ruderalis, 1765 nucleotides. The record is from the annotation of a GenBank genome assembly. Lineage: Eukaryota; Viridiplantae; Streptophyta; Marchantiopsida; Marchantiales; Marchantiaceae.
GUAGGCAUCUUUUUCCUCAAAAAUCACUUUAGAUCCACGGAAACGUCAAUCAUUGCUAAACAACGUCAAUCAGAAAAUCAUCAUCAGAUCAUAGUUUGAAUUAUCUGGUUCCUUUGCGGGUGCCCAUUCAUCAUCCAUCCACCAUCUACGAUUUGUUUGCAUUUGUAGCUCGAAGGCAAGAUUGUGGGCUGUGGUUGUACGUGGCGAUCACUUUCUGUGGCGUGGCCCGCUCGCUCGGAAGGAAGGAGAUGCGUUUUCGAAGGCAGGUGAUGGAAUUUUGGCUUUUGCAUGCUAGAAGCUUUACUUUAUUCCUGGUACACGAUUGGUGGGAUGGUACACAGAAGCAUACUACAUGUACCAUGCUUGAUCCACCGGGCUAACUCGAUACAAAACUAGGCCAAUGAUUUUGUUGAAUGAUUGGAUUACAAUUAAAGCUGGAAACCACCAACGUUAAGAAAUGUCAUCUCAUCACGUGAACGAUCAGAGAUAGAAAAACUUUCUAUCACCCCCGCUCCAGGACGGUUGCAUUCCCGAGACAAUCCGGGACAUGGUCCAAACGCUCUCCGAGAAAUUCCGACCUUUCUAGCGCAGGUUGUCAGCUGCCGCUGCUGCCGAGAGAUCCUAUCUAUCCUCCGAGCUGCUGCAUAUGGUUCGGAAAAGUCUCUACUACACAGGCGAUCCUCUCACUCUGAUAAGUGGCAGAUCCGCUCGUCUAGAUUCCCCACCUGAUGGCUCACGCACAAGUGUAGGAUCAAUCAGUCUCUCGCUCGCCCUCAGAGAGAGGAUUUCCCAGCCAGCUAUAACAGGACAUCUUCGCUCACUUGCCAGUGCUGCGGAUGGGACACAAAAGUCAUUCUGUCCUGGCAAUGGAGCUCCGAAAGAACCACAGAGAGGACCGGACUCCAGAGUCCAGUCCACUCACUGCUACACUGCGGAAGGAGAUCGAUCAAUAAGAAGAAAGAAGAGACGGGGUGCACGAACUCAGUCACAGAAAGAAAGCGAGAGCUCGAGAGCAGGCCAGGCCAGGCCAGUACACAACAGAACAGAGUGCACAAGGGGGGGAUGGUGGUAGAGAGAAGGGCGAGGGCGAGAAGAUUCGCAAGGGGCGGGACGGGGCGGGGCCUUGCGAGGGGCUGCUGGGGUUGGUGUCAGAGUUAUUCGCCUGCUGAACUAGAGUAGGACUGAUUCUCGAGUGAAGGGGAGGGGAGGGGAGGGAAGGGGAGAGAGAGAGAGAGAGAGGGAGAGGAGUCCUGGAAAGUUCGGCCGUUGUAAUCGAGAGUAGUCGAGAUCACAUGGCAGAUCAUGGAUACUUGCAUGGAAGGGAGCGAGAAAGAGCACUUUAUUCCGUCCACAUGUCAGUCAGGUGGGCGAAGAAGAACAAACCAAACUCACUUCAGUGUCACGAUGGUGCACUGUGCCAAAAUUUCCUUUCUAAAGCGAGAAGAGCCAUGUUGUCAAUGGGGGGGUGGGGCUGGCCGGGCUGGGCUGCUGGGCUCUCGGCCUGGCCUGGCGUGGCCUUGGCUUGGCCUGGUCGCUGGCUGCAUCUACUUAUCUGCUAGAAGCUCUGGUCCCUUGUCUUCAUCUGCCAUAGCCGAGCUCCAGUGACCAAUUGGUGUACAGUGCUGUGAGCGGGCGGACGGCGCGGUGCUCGUGCAACAAUUGAUUCUAGCCUCCAUCGCAUCGAUGCGUCGUCGAAUCUCAUCACAUCUCACAUCACCCAUCGUUAUUAUUGGGCCCCCACAGAAACAAAUUCAUCAUCUCAUCA